Molecule: messenger RNA, 3685 nt
Organism: Prunus avium (sweet cherry)
Lineage: Eukaryota; Viridiplantae; Streptophyta; Magnoliopsida; Rosales; Rosaceae
Source: RefSeq, a predicted model, not a curated record
GUUUUUCAGGAACGAAGCAAAAAUAGUGUGUUGAAGUUGAAGUUGCAGAGCGGAGCGAGUCUCCUCAUUCGCUAUGCUUCCCCCCUCUCUCUCUCAAAAAUUCCAGAAUCUUCUCACUCUUUCUCUCUCUAAAAACCUAGACCCCAUUUCUCUCUCAUAGUCUCUCUCUUUUCUUCGUCGCCUGGUUUUCAACUCGCCCCGGCGUCGUUUCCGCUGGUUUUCUCUCUCAAAGUCUGUUGACGUUGUUUCUUCGCCGGUCGCAUAUUUGAGAGCUGCGGUUAGGGUUUCGAAACUCUGAUUCCGAGAAAGCGAGGUUUGAGAUGUCUCACAGAUCAAAAGAAGAAAAGGGGUAUAGCCGGUCUGAAUUAGAAGACUAUGUGGACGAGUAUUACUAUCAGUUAAAGAAAGGUAGUGUUAAGGUUAAAAAUUCUGAUUCAACUUAUAGAUGCCCAUUUUGCGAUGGGAAGAGGAGGCACGAUUACCGACUAAAGGAGCUUUCACGACAUGCGUAUGACAUUGGCAGAGACAGCAAGGGUUUAAAAGAGAAAUCAAAGCACUUGGCUUUGGAGAGGUAUAUAGACAGAUAUCUUUAUGUGAAGAGUCGGUUAGAAUCUGCACCCGAGAUUGAAAGCCCUAAACACUCGCAGAGACGGACUCAGGUGGUGGCUGUAGUGGGCUCCUCCCAAAUCAGAGAAAAGUCUAUUUAUUCUGAACCUCAAGCCCACUCUCAGCUUCUUCCCAGCUUCUUCCCAGCCCCCACUCUCCCCACCCCAAAGGCACAACCCCCAACAGGUUCUAAGGCUGGUUCAACCCUUGCUACACAGGAGGAUGACCAAUGGUUUGUAUGGCCUCCAAUGGCCAUUUUGGCAAAUGUUAGAACUGAACUAAAGGAUGGAAGACAUGUUGGGGAAAGUGGUUCCAAACUUAAAACUGACUUGGCAAGUAAAGGUUUUAACCCUUUGAGGGUUCAUCCUUUAUGGACAUACAGGGGUCACUCCGGGUUUGCAAUUGUUGAAUUUGAGAAAAGCUGGGAAGGUUUCCAUAAUGCAAAGUCCUUUGACAAGAGUUUUGAAGUUGAUCACCGUGGAAAAGGGGACUACAAUGUAACCAGGAAUCGAGGAGUUAACUUGUAUGGAUGGGUUGCUCGGGAUGAUGAUUACAAUUUGAGAAGCACUGUGGGUGAUUAUCUUCGUAAGAAUGGAGAUUUGAAAACUGUUUCUGCUCAACAAGAAGAAGAACAUACGAAAAAUUCAAAGCUAGUUACCACUCUAACUAGCACCUUAGUUAUAAAGAAUUCACAUCUAAAGGAGAUGGAAAGAAAAUGUCGUACCACUGACGAUGCCUUAAACAAGUUGGAGGCUGAAAAGGAGGAUAUUCUCAAAGCUUGCAAUGAAAAAAGAGAAAAAAUGCAAAAAAUUGCUCAUGACCAAUUGGCAAAGAUAUGCUUAGACCACAAGAAAACCGCAUUGGAGUUGGAAGCUAAAAAAAAAGAGCUUGAGGACCGUGAGAAACAACUGCAACAACGCCGUGCACAAAAUGAUAGUGAGAGAAGGAAAAUCUAUCAUGAAAGGAAAAUGAAUGAGAUGGCUACCUUGGAGCAAAAGAAGGCUGACGAAAAGAUGUUACGGUUAGCAGAAGAACAAAAGAGAGAAAAGGAGAAACUUCACAAGAGAAUCAUUGAGUUGGAAAAGCAGCUUGAUGCCAAACAGGUACUGGAGCUUGAGAUAGAGCGAAUGAGAGGUGCUUUAAAGGUGAUGAACCACAUGGAUGAGGAUGAGGAUUUGGAAGCCAGGAAGAAGAUGACUGAAAUUAAAGAGAAGUUACAGGAGAAGGAGGAGGAGUAUACCGAUGUAGAGGAACUUUAUAAAACACUUAUUGUUAUGGAGCGGAGGAAUAAUGAUGAAGUGCAGGAGGCUCGUAAGGCAGUAAUCAAUGAAUUGCGGGGUUCAAGCAGCCGUGCUUCCAUUGGUGUGAAGAUAAUGGGAGAUCUUGAUGAAAAACCAUUCCAAACUGCAACCAAGAAGAGAUAUUCUGAAGAAGAAGCAGAUGUGAAGGCAGUGGAGUUAUGUUCUCUGUGGCAGGAGCAUCUUAGGGAUCCAAGUUGGCAUCCUUUCAGGAUUAUCACAGAUAAAGAAGGAAAGACCAAGGAAAUUAUUAAUGAAGAAGAUGACAAAUUGAAGGCUUUAAAAAAUGAGCUGGGUGAUGAAGUAUACGAGAAGGUGACAACUGCUAUGAUGGAAUUGAAUGAGUAUAAUGCCAGUGGUCGGUAUACAAUACCUGAGCUGUGGAACUUCAAAGAAGGGAGGAAGGCAUUGUUGGAAGAGGGAGUGGUGUUUUUGCUAAACAAGUGGAAGCUGCUUAGAAAACGGAAAAGAUAUUGCAGGUCUGAAAUGUCUCAUGGUUCAGAAGAAAUGGAUAUUGGUGAGUCUGAGUUUUGUGUUGAGCAUUUUGAGACACAAAAGAAAGAGCUCAUGAAAAAACUUGAGCAGAGUGAAUCUCACAAUAAAGAUCUUCAGAAAAAGCUUGAUCACAGUGAAGCUCAGAAGAAAGAGCUUCAGAAAAAGCUUGAGCAAAGUGAAGCACAAAAGAACGAGCUUGAAGUUCAUAAGCAAAUGAAUGAGAUGGCUACUGUGGAGCAAAAGAAGGUUGACGAAAAGAUGUUAGCAGAAGAACUAAAGAGAGUAGAGGAGAAACUUCACAAGAGAAUCAUUGAGUUGGAAAAGCAGCUUGAUGCCAAACAGGUACUGGAGCUUGAGAUAGAGCGAAUGAGAGGUGCUUUAAAGGUGAUGAAACACAUGCAUGAGGAUGAGGAUUCGGAAGCCAAGAAGAAGAUGGAUGAAAUUCAAGAGAAGUUAAAGGAGAAGCAGGAAGAGUAUACCCAUGUAGAGCAACUUUUUGUAACACUUAUUUUUAAGGAGCGGAGGAGUAAUGAUGAAGUGGAGGAGGCUCGUAAGGAAUUAAUCAGUGGAUUGCGGGGUUCAAACAGCCGUGCUUCCAUUGGUGUGAAAAUAAUGGGAGGUCUUGAUGAAAAACUAUUCCAAACUGCAACCAAGAAGAAAUAUUCUGAAGAAGAAGCAGAUGUGAAGGCAGUGGAGUUGUGUUCUCUGUGGCAGGAGCAUCUUAGGGAUCCAAGUUGGCAUCCUUUCAGGAUUAUCACGGAUAAAGAAGGAAACACCAAGGAAAUUAUUAAUGAAGAAGAUGACAAAUUGAAGGCUUUAAAAAAUGAGCUGGGUGAUGAAGUAUAUGAGAAGGUGACAACUGCUAUGAUGGAAUUGAAUGAGUAUAAUGCCAGUGGUCGGUAUACAAUACCUGAGUUGUGGAACUUCGAAGAAGGGAGGAAGGCAUCGAUGGAAGAGGGAGUAGUGUUUUUGCUAAACAAGUGGAAGCUGCUUAGAAAACGGAAAAGAUAAACAAGGCAUUUGGAAUAUGGAUGGGGGUGCUCAAAGAGCUUCCUUUAAAAUUGAAAGUGUCUAACUAGCUGCUGUUAAUGUUCUUUGCAAUUGCUUGUCUGUUGUCUGAUUGAUAGAUUGAGUAUUAAGAAUAUAGUUUUAGCAUCUGAUGCAACAGUUUGAUUUAGGGCCGAUUAAAUUUUACUUUAUAUUUCCUAACUAGUAUUAGUUGUUAGAAGUUGGAACACCCUAUUGUGCAUGGCAACAUUUGGUCGCUGCUUGACCAAAAUCUUGGC